Kogia breviceps (pygmy sperm whale) is the source of this 1776-nucleotide messenger RNA. It is a transcript of the gene FBXL6, whose product is annotated as F-box and leucine rich repeat protein 6. Lineage: Eukaryota; Metazoa; Chordata; Mammalia; Artiodactyla; Physeteridae. Gene Ontology annotation, biological process: regulation of cell cycle; SCF-dependent proteasomal ubiquitin-dependent protein catabolic process; G2/M transition of mitotic cell cycle. Gene Ontology annotation, cellular component: cytosol; SCF ubiquitin ligase complex; nucleus. Gene Ontology annotation, molecular function: protein binding. The record is from RefSeq and is a predicted model, not a curated record.
CAGCGAGUGGCUAUGGCGCCGGGUGUGGCCCGGCGGGCCCGGCAAAAGGUCCGGAUCUUGCCGCUGGCCGGUGCGCGGAGCCGCUCGGCGGAGGACUGGUGGUGGGAUCGGCUGGCGCCGAGCGGCUCCGGUUACCACCUGCUGCAGUCGGACGGCAUGCUGCUGGUGUUGCCAGGCCCGGGGCCUGCCCGCCCCCGCGCGCAGAGGCGCGCCGCCCGCCGUGCUCAGCGGCUGCGGCUCCACGGGGCCCGCGCCGCUGUGGCCAAGGCCAAGCCCAGGACCGCACCCGCACCCGCGCCCGCAUCGCAGCAGGAGCCCGACCCGGGCUGGGGCGACCGCAUUCCCUUGGAAAUCCUGCUGCAGAUUUUCGGGCUGCUGGUGGCGGCGGAUGGGCCUAUACCCUUCCUUGGCAGGGCUGCACGCGUGUGCCGCCUCUGGCACGAGGCCGCCUCCCAGCCAGCGCUCUGGCACACCCUCACCUUGUCACCCCCGCUGGCUGGCCGCCCCGCCAAGAGUGGGACCAAGACUGAGAAGAAGCUUCUUGCUUCCCUGGAGUGGCUUAUGCCCAGUCGGUUCUCACAGCUCCAGAGACUGACUCUCAUCCACUGGAAGUCCCAGGUACCCCCUGUGUUGAAGCUGGUUAGCGAGUCCUGUCCCCGGCUCACCUUCCUCAAGCUUUCCGAUUGCCACGGUGUGACUGCUGAUACUCUGACCAUGCUAGCCAAAGCCUGCCCCCAGCUCCACAGCCUGGACAUACAGCACUCCAUGGUGAGCCCAGGAGUCCCCAGGGGCCCCAAGGAAGCCUGGGCUGAGUUGACUGGUACCUCUGUGCUGGGUCUCCAGGUGGAGUCCACGGCUGUGGUAAGCUUCUUGGAGGAGGCGGGGCCCCGAAUGCGGAAGCUGUGGCUGACCUACAGCUCCCAGACAACAGCUAUCUUGGGUGCACUGCUGGGCAGCUGCUGCCCACAACUCCAGCUCCUGGAGGUGAGCACCGGCCUCAGCCACAACAGCACUCCCCUCCAGCUGCCUAUCGAGGCCCUGCAGAAAGGCUGCCCCCAGCUGCAGGUGUUGCGGCUGCUGAACCUGAUGUGGCUGCCCAAGCCUUCCGGGCGAGCGAUGACUCCUGGCCCAGGCUUCCCCAGCCUUGAGGAGCUCUGCCUUGCCAGCUCCACCUGCAACUUUGUGAGCAACGAGGUCCUGGACCGCCUGCUCCACGGCUCCCCUCACCUGCGCUUGCUGGAUCUCCGCGGCUGUGCUCGAAUCACACCUGCUGGCCUGCAUGAUCUCCCAUGUCAGGAGCUGGAGCAGCUUCACCUGGGCCUGUAUGGCAUGUCGGACCGGCUGACUCUAGCCAAGGAGGGCAGCCUUCUGUUAACUCAGAAGUGGUGCCACACUCUGCAGGAGCUGGACUUGAGUGGCCAGGGCUUCAGUGAGAAGGACCUGGAGCAGGCCUUAGCUGCCUUCUCAGGCACCCCUGGGGGCUCGCACCUGGCACUGUGCUCCCUCAACCUCCGGGGCACCCGGGUCACACCGAGCACUGUCAGCUCUGUGAUCAGCCGCUGCCCAGGCCUGCUGUACCUCAACCUGGAGUCCUGCCGCUGCCUUCGCCGGGGCCUGAAGCGGGCCUACAGGGGCCCAGAGGAAGUCCGGUGGUGUCUGCAGCAGCUGCUCACCAGCCUCCCCGCUCCCAGCUAGGCAGCUCCAGCCGGCCAGCCCCGCCCUGACCCCGUUCCCAGUUUUGGAUGUGUGAUUAUUUUGUUACAAUAAAACAUUUUU